Pocillopora meandrina is the source of this 7509-nucleotide messenger RNA. Lineage: Eukaryota; Metazoa; Cnidaria; Anthozoa; Scleractinia; Pocilloporidae. The record is from the annotation of a GenBank genome assembly.
AUGGCAGAAGGUAACCUCCCAACAACUGAAGGAGAACUGGAGGAGAAAAAUGAGUUUCCAGCCACAGGUGGGAAAAAGCGACAGGAAAGACUUAUUUAUGGUGAUUUGUACUGUUUAUUAAUUAAGUAUAUCUUAAUUCUGGUGCACAAUUUUUUGGAUCAUUUCGACUUGAAGGUUUUUAGAAUUCACCAAACGCGAACACUAACUGUAGGUGAACAUAGUUGUGAUCACUCAGGCUAACAAAGUUGAAAUAUCUUCUCGGUAAUUUCAGCAACAGAGGAAAGUCAAGUUACGUCAAGUGACGCUGAACUGGAUGUAUACAAUGACCCUUUAAGAGGUAAGAACACCGGGUGAAACAAGAUUUUUUGAAAGACGCCCCAGUGAAGUUUUUGUCACAUUUACAUCAAAAUUUGCGUAUGUUCUGUAAAAAAGUUUUUGAAACAGCAAAAAGAUUGUUUCUUCAAAUCCAAACUCUGUUACCAGUAAAAUGAAAAACCAAAGGAAAAAACAAUUUAUUGCUGGAUCCGAUCAGGUAAAAUGCAUAGACAUUAUUAAUUAUUCAUAAGCAAUAAAGCGACAGAUUUUAAGGCGACUUCGCUUUGAAGAGCCCUAAGUUAAAGAAGAAUCGGCCAAAAUUUGCCCAUUAGGCUAUGUAAAAAUCAGUAUUCUGAGUUUUAGAAGUGCUAACUUGUAAAUCAACUCAUAUUGUUUUGGAGAUUAACGAUGUAUCUAAAAUUUACACCUAAAAUGAACGAUAUUUGCGCUGAAAAGGUAUUAUCCUUUUUGCACUUGAAAGUGUUCUAAAUUUGGUCACUUUUAGCAUGAAAGUCAUUUUCGGCGAGAGAGAGCUGUUAGUACCCGUAGACCCGUCAAAGUCGAGUUUUGAAAAAUUUGUAAACGGGUAACUUUUCGAGGCCGCCAAAAGGAAAGUAUUUACGCUAACACUUUCUUGUCCUUUACUGUUCAAUACAUGUUUGGCAGAAAUUUUUACGCAAUUUGAGAAUUGUAUAGAGAAGAGGAGACGUUUUGUCCCGGCCGUAUCGCCUGUUUUGGUCCUCUAAAUGUUUCACGCCUCUUAAGGCAGUUAUGUCAACACCAGGCCCACGCUGUAAACCACUAGUCAACAAAAUUUAGAACCCCUGACUUUUAUAACAGGCAAAAUGGCACUUCGUGGGAAAGUGGUACUUUCCCAAUCAAAUUUUUUCCAAUUAGCCUAUACGAGUAUGUUCUCAAUAGACAAUAAAUGUAUGGGAAAAACCAAUUACUAAUAAAGAAAAAAAAACAGAAAACAUGUUUUCCGGCGCUCUUUUCUGAAGGAUGGGCAAACCAUGAACUCUUGUCACUCUCAGCACGAUGUUUUUUUUGUUAUCAGAACAUUAAAAAGUUUUAACCUUUUCGGUCCUGGCUUUGCUCUGCUUUAUGCAUUUUUUUCUCAGUAACUCAUGGGAUUUUAUAUUCUAACUUGAUAUUUUGGAAAGCGUAACGCAGGUGUAAAAGGGUUUUUGGAAAGUCUCUCGACGUAAAUGUAAACCGAACAGACUUGAUCUGGUUAUAACCAAGCUACAGCUAAAACUCCAAAUAGCUUACAUAUUUUAAAGCGAACAAAAUGCACAGAUAAACUCUCCUGAAGGGCGAUUGUAAAGGAAAUUGAGUUGAAAUAGGAUCUCCUGGUAAAACUUGUGAUAUUUUGGAAAACGUAAGCCAGGUGUAAAAGGGGUUUGUGAAAGCCUCUCGACCUAAAUCUAAACCGAACAGACUUGAUCUAGUAAUAGCCAAGCUACAGCCCAGACUCCCAACAGCUUAUACAUUUUACUUAAACAAACUGUACAGGUAUUAAACUUUUCUGACUUUUUUUUCAUUGCUUUAAGCUCCUUUAACCUAAAAGUUCGUUUGGAUAUAUCAUCAUCCGUCAAGGGUCGUUUCACUCAUUACUAAAUCAUUAACACUAAAACGUUGUGUUUUCAGAAAUAGCGAAGGUAUGUCUGGAGAAAGGUAACAAAGAAUACAGACAAGGAGAAGCUAAUAAGGCGAUAAACUCUUACACAGAAGGACUUAAAGUGAACUGCAAGGAUGAACGACUCAACGCCAAGCUUUACAGCAACAGGGCAACAGCUCAUUUCCGUUUGGGUAACAAUUUCAUAUCUAAAUAUAUAAAUCUCUCAUGCAGCGUUACAAGAUAACGGAAUACACAAUCUGCAUCAAGAGAAGAAAAGAAUUGAGCAACUGCAGAAAAGUAGCAUAAAAACAUAAAUCGCCCUGUAGCGGAUGAAAAUGAAGCAAAGAAAUGAUCCUCAUUACAUUUUAAGCAAUUGUAAUUUUUAAGGCUUCUUUGUUGCAAUUCCAUAUGAUUACCACUUUUUUAAAUCUUAUUUCCUGAAUCUCAUAGAAAACUACGUGGAAUGUCUCGAUGAUGCAACAGUUGCUGUUCAAUUGGAACCCACUUUAAUCAAAGCUAUUAAGAAAGGUGGGUGUUUCAGACAUAAGCUUUCAACAUUCUAUUCUCUGAUUUUGUCAAAAGAGGAUUUUGUGGUCUGUGGCAGGUGACUGCACCCCAAGUGUCAAUUGUAUCUGGUGUGUCAAUGUCUGUUAUGUGGGUAAAAAGCAGAAGAAAAUGUCAGUAAGUUCUCAAAUACCGCUGCCUGGUUAGUUCACGUUGUAGAGCGCCGGAGGUCGAGGGUUCAAGCCCUAGACCAGACCAACACUCAGAGUCGUAAAAUAUCUGAGGAGAAUGUGCUGUCACCCAAGCUAUGACAUCUGCAAAUGGUCUGAUAUUAUUGUCCCGGAUAUGAAAGGAAGACCGAAAGCCCCGUUUCUUGCAUCUUCUCUGUGACCCUUAGCAGGGGACGUUUAAAAACCCGGCAUGCAGUCUGCCCGAAAACUUCCCCGAAAAGUGCUAAAGAGCGCAUAAGAGCACAUUAAAAUAAAGAAUGCGCGAGAUAAAUUCGUCAUUAUCAUCAUCGGUUGAACCUUAAUUGGUAGCCGCUUUGCAUUAGCUCCUUAUUGUUCAUUUUCAAUCCUUCUACAAGUUCAGAUUUCCUUUAUUAUCGCAGUUUUUGUUCCCAGUCAAAUGACAAAUUAAGUCCAUUUUAUCAAUGCUUUUAUACCUUAACAGUGAUAAAUUACCUCGCCUCACCAAUCAUUCUCUCCUUUUUAGGAGCAAGAGCUUGUGUCGAACUUUGCUGGUAUAAAGAAGCAAGGAGCUGGUUGCAUAUGGGAUUGACCGUAUCCUUUGACGAAUGUUUCAAACGUGAUACGAGAUGCAAUGCGACUAAUGUUUCAAGAAUAAUCAAUACGUUCCAGGCAGAUUCUUCUACACAUAGUGCAAGCGAUGUUCUCUUAUACUGCACUUAGCAGUUUAAAGAAGCUAAAAUAUUAUUAAGGAGUUCUCUCGAUUAUUCCAUGAAACUUCACUUAAAAGAAGAGACCAUAUUAACUAAUUCCCAGAGUUUCUGCCGAAUGCCCCUCAUAUUUCUCUUGAGACGAAUCACCAUGACGACCGAACCUAAACUAAUAAAUGCACUUCAGAGCUAGUCAACACUCUCGAGUAACUUGAAAUCAAAUCUCUUCAAGAAACCCAGGCUCGAAUUAUCAUUCCAAUUUGAAGGUUUUAUCCAAUAAUCUCAUUAUUUUUAAAACAUACAUUUCCAUUGCAUUUUCGCAAAUCCGCUCAUGAUUUAGCAACCCUUGACACGUUUUAAGAUUGAAAACAAUAACGAACGUCUUCUUCAAUUAAUAAGGAAAUCGAAUGCUGAACUAAAAGUCAAAGCAAACACUUAUGCCAGUCUCGCAUGUACUUACUAUAAAGUUGGGCAGUUCAACACAGCAAUCGUGUACCUUCAACAAUGUCUAGAAAUUGCCAAAGAACUGGGAGACAAGGCCGGAGAGGGAAGAGGUUAUUGCAAUCUCGGCAACGCUUAUCAAGGUCUAGGAGAGUUCAAAACAGCCAUCAAGUACCAUCAACGUGGUCUAGAAAUUGCUAAAGAAGUGGGAGACAAGGCAAGAGAGGGAGCAAGUUAUGGCAAUCUCGGCAACGCUUAUCGAGGUCUAGGAGAGUUCAAAACAGCCAUCAAGUACCAUCAACGUGGUCUAGAAAUUGCUAAAGAAGUGGGAGACAAGGCCGGAGAGGGAGCAAGUUAUGGCAAUCUCGGCAACGCUUAUCGAGGUCUAGGAGAGUUCAAAACAGCCAUCAAGUACCAUCAACGUCGUCUAGAAAUUGCUAAAGAAGUGGGAGACAAGGCCGGAGAGGGAAGAGGUUAUUGCAAUCUCGGCAACGCUUAUCAAGGUCUAGGAGAGUUCAAAACAGCCAUCAAGUACCAUCAACGUGGUCUAGAAAUUGUUAAAGAAGUGGGAGACAAGGCCGGAGAGGGAGCAAGUUAUGGCAAUCUCGGCAUCACUUAUGACAGUCUAGGAGAGUUCAAAACAGCCAUCAAGUACCAUCAACGUGGUCUAGAAAUUGCUAAAGAAGUGGGAGACAAGGCCGGAGAGGGAAGAGGUUAUUGCAAUCUCGGCAACGCUUAUCAAGGUCUAGGAGAGUUCAAAACAGCCAUCAAGUACCAUGAACGUGGUCUAGAAAUUUUUAAAGAAGUGGGAAACAAGGCCGGAGAGGGAGCAAGUUAUGGCAAUCUCGGCAACGCUUAUCAAGGUCUAGGAGAGUUCAAAACAGCCAUCAAGUACCAUCAACGUGGUCUAGAAAUUGCUAAAGAAGUGGGAGACAAGGCCGGAGAGGGAGCAAGUUAUGGCAAUCUCGGCAACGCUUAUGACAGUCUAGGAGAGUUCAAAACAGCCAUCAAGUACCAUCAACGUGGUCUAGAAAUUGCUAAAGAAGUGGGAGACAAGGCCGGAGAGGGAAAAAGUUAUGGCAAUCUCGGCAACGCUUAUCAAGGUCUAGGAGAGUUCAAAACAGCCAUCAAGUACCAUCAACGUCAUCUAGAAAUUGCUAAAGAAGUGGGAGACAAGGCCGGAGAGGGAGCAAGUUAUGGCAAUCUCGGCAACGCUUAUCGAGGUCUAGGAGAGUUCAAAACAGCCAUCAAGUACCAUCAACGUCAUCUAGAAAUUGCUAAAGAAGUGGGAGACAAGGCCGGAGAGGGAGCAAGUUAUGGCAAUCUCGGCAACGCUUAUCAAGGUCUAGGAGAGUUCAAAACAGCCAUCAAGUACCAUCAAAGUCAUUUAGAAAUUGCUAAAGAAGUGGGAGACAAGGCCAGAGAGGGAGGAAGUUAUGGCAGUCUCGGCAACGCUUAUCGAGGUCUAGGAGAGUUCAAAACAGCCAUCAAGUACCAUCAACGUCAUCUAGAAAUUGCUAAAGAAGUGGGAGACAAGGCCGGAGAGGGAGCAAGUUAUGGCAAUCUCGGCAACGCUUAUCGAGGUCUAGGAGAGUUCAAAACAGCCAUCAAGUACCAUCAACGUCAUCUAGAAAUUGCUAAAGAGGUGGGAGACAAGGCCGGAGAGGGAGCAAGUUAUGGCAAUCUCGGCAACGCUUAUCAAGGUCUAGGAGAGUUCAAAACAGCCAUCAAGUACCAUCAACGUCAUCUAGAAAUUGCCAAAGAAGUGGGAGACAAGGCCGGAGAGGGAGCAAGUUAUGGCAAUCUCGGCAACGCUUAUCAAGGUCUAGGAGAGUUCAAAACAGCCAUCAAGUACCAUCAACGUCAUCUAGAAAUUGCCAAAGAAGUGGGAGACAAGGCCGGAGAGGGAGCAAGUUAUGGCAAUCUCGGCAACGCUUAUCGAGGUCUAGGAGAGUUCAAAACAGCUAUCGAGUGCCAUCAACGUCAUCUAGAAAUUGCUAAAGAAGUGGGAGACAAGGCCGGAGAGGGAGCAAGUUAUGGCCAUCUCGGCAUUGCUUAUUGCAUUCUAAGACAAUUCAAAACAGCAAUCGAGUACCAUCAACGUAGUCUAGAAAUUGCUAAAGAAGUGGGAGACAAGGCUGGAGAGGGACGAAGUUAUUGCCUUCUUGGCGGGAUUCAUUUCAGACAAGGAGAGUCGAAAAUGGCUAUUGAGUGUUAUCAACGUCACCUAGAAAUAUCCAAAGAAGUGGGAGAAAAGACUGGAGAGGCGUGCUCACUCUGUUCCCUUGGAGGCAGUUUUGAGUACCAAGGAAAUCUCAUGAGAGCCUUUGACAAUUAUUACUCGAGUGUAGAAUUGUAUGAUGAUAUCAGGGCCAGUCUUCAACUCAACGAUCAGUGGAAGAUUUGUUAUCGUAAUCAGCACAAAGCAGCAUACAAAGGUUUGUGGCGUAUAAAUCUCAGUCGAGGUCAAGUUGUGAAGGCUCUUCUUGCUACAGAGAAAGGACGUGCUCAAGCUCUGAGAGAUCUCAUGGUCACAAAAUAUCAGCCUGGAGAUUCUUUAACGCCCAGCGCAUCCCGCAUUUCUCUGAGGUGGGUUCCAUUGAGCACAGUUUUCAUAGCCAUUAAUGGACCAUGCGUUUACUUCUGGGUUUGCCUCAGUGAAAAUAAUAUCCAGAUGAGGCAAGUACAUGUCAACAAUUAUAAGUUUGAGGAUGAAUUGGAAGUUUUCAUCCAGCACCUGAACAAAACUGCUCUUAAGGAAAUCGGUGCAAAAGGUACUAUUACAAUCGAAAAUCCUCCGCUUGACUCGCUGACAGAAGUGGGCAAUGAUGCGAUCCGAGUUAAUGUGAAGCACUCCCAAUCAAGUGCUUUAAAGAAGCUGCAUGACAUCAUCGUUACUCCUAUUGCUGACCUGAUCGAAGGCAACGACGAGAUCACAAUCGUUCCUGAGGGGCCAUUUAGCCUUGUACCUUAUGCAGCGCUGCAGGACUCCAACUCAUCAUAUCUAAGUGAUUCUUUCAGAAUUCGUGUGCUUCCCUCUCUGACGACCUUGCAACUAAUUCAUGAUUGUCCAGCUGACUUUCACACGAAGACUGGUGCAUUGCUAGUCGGCGACCCAUGUUUCAAACAUAUCAUCUAUGAGGGAGAACUUUUGGUGCAACUUCCAGGAGCAAGGAAAGAAGUGGAGAUGAUCGGACGUAUCCUCAAUGUUUCCCCUCUCACUGGAGAAAUGGCAACAAAAGAUGAAGUGUUAAAACGAAUAUCAUCAGUGGCGUUAGUUCACGUAGCAGCGCACGGUAAAAUGGAGACUGGAGAAGUUAUCCUGGCACCAAACACCACAAGAAAUAACCCUCAGCCGCAAGAGAGAGAUUAUCUACUUACGAUGGAAGAUGUCAUAGAAGCUGGGUUGCGAGCACGUCUGGUUGUACUUAGCUGCUGUUACACUGCUCGUGGGGAGGUCAUGGCCGAGGGUGUGGUCGGCAUGGCGCGUGCACUUUUGGGUGCCGGUACCAGAUCUGUUGUGGUAACCUUGUGGGCGAUUGGCGACGAGGGAACCCUGGAGUUCAUGAAUUUCUUCUACGAUGCACUUUCUGAAGGCAAGAAGGCCAGUGAAGCUCUCAAUCAGGCAAUGAAGUGUAUGAGAGAAAUUGAAAAUUUCAAGGAGGUUUGGCACUGGGCACCAUUUGUACUCAUUGGUGACGACGUCAACCUGGAUUUCGAGGAGAUUUAG